AUGCCCGCCCGCAACCCUACCGGCUUCGACCUCGCCAGUUACAAGGCCGCGGCUUCCCCGUCUUCCGUCUGGGCCAAGCGGGAUCCAUGGGCUCGCAAUGAGGCCUGGCGCUACAGCGGCCCCUUCAGCAGAGCCAAGCGCUUCAGAGGCCUCUUCCCCGGCUUCGGUAUCGCGUCUGUUGCUUUCGCUGCCUACUGCACAUACGAGCACUUCUUCUUAAAGGACGACCACCACCACGGCGAUGCUCAUCACGGUGACGGUAACCACUAA
Penicillium digitatum Pd1 is the source of this 270-nucleotide messenger RNA. Its product is annotated as NADH dehydrogenase [ubiquinone] 1 beta subcomplex subunit 3. Gene Ontology annotation, biological process: electron transport chain; mitochondrial respiratory chain complex I assembly. Gene Ontology annotation, cellular component: mitochondrion. NCBI's taxonomy places the organism in Eukaryota, Fungi, Ascomycota, Eurotiomycetes, Eurotiales, Aspergillaceae. The record is from RefSeq and is a predicted model, not a curated record.